Molecule: messenger RNA, 650 nt
Organism: Pelmatolapia mariae (spotted tilapia)
Lineage: Eukaryota; Metazoa; Chordata; Actinopteri; Cichliformes; Cichlidae
Product: corticoliberin-like
Exons: 2
Coding region: 89-520 (143 amino acids)
Cellular component (GO): extracellular region
Molecular function (GO): hormone activity
Source: RefSeq, a predicted model, not a curated record
CUGAUAUAAAGCAGAAACAGCUCGAGUGUUUCUGUUUGACUGAAGAGACGCCGCAGAGACGCAUACGCACGUCAGACUGCCCUCUGAGAUGAAGCUGAAUGUGUUGCUGUGGCUCGCGGUUCUGCUCAGCGCCGUCCUCCCUCGCUCCGCUGAAGCCCAGCCGGCCGCCGCUCCUGCUGACCGCCGCCUCUCUCCCCGACCGCUGCUCCUCCACCUGGGGCAAGAGCUCUCCCUCAGGAUGGGUGGAGGAAGCGCUGCUCACGAGCUCCUCUCCUCCUCUUCCUCAGCGGUGAAAUGGGCUCUGCUGCAGCUCACACAGCGCCUCCUGCAGGCCCAGGCGGAGCAGCAGCAGGACGAGGAGGGGGAAGCCGGCGAGAAGGGGAAGAGGUCCGACGAGCCUCCCAUCUCUCUGGACCUGACCUUCCACCUGCUCAGGGAGGUUCUGGAGAUGGCCCGGGCGGAGCAGAUCGCGCAGCAGGCCGACAGCAACCGCAUGAUCAUGGAUACCUUCGGAAAGUGAAGAAGAAGACUUUGCACUUCCAGUAUGACUGUUCGUCCUGAAAUGCCAGCGUGCGAUGCUUCAGCUGCUUCGGCUGUUUAGAGACAGCUGAUGUUUUAACUUCAUGAAUAAAAUCUUUGUUGUUUGAAAA